AUGCCGUCGGCUCUCUUUGACAUGCCGUGGUGGCAGGCAUUCUUGAACUCCACCCUCAGCCUCAAUCAAAGCAACAGCAGCUUGUUCCUGCUAGACGCCCCCUGCUGGCAUUCAGGAGGCAUGACGCUUAUGAUAGUGCUUUUCUACUGUCUGGUGCUAAUUCUAGGGUUGCUUGGUAACAUCCUCCUCAUUUGCAUCAUUACGCACCAGAGGGAGCCUCCUAAUGUCACCAGCAUCCUCAUCGCCAACCUCUCAGCUUCCGACAUCCUGGUGUGCGUGUUCUGCCUUCCGUUUACUGUGGUCUACACAUUUAUGGAUCAGUGGAUAUUUGGCGCCCUGCUAUGUCGCCUAAUGCCGUUUGUGCAGUGUGUGUCGGUGACCGUUUCGGUUCUGUCUUUGGUUCUGAUCGCUGUCGAAAGGCACCAGCUCAUCCUGCAUCCAUCCGGCUGGAAGCCGAGCGCUCCGCAGGCGUAUGUGGCCGUCCUGACUGUGUGGUUGUUGGCCUGCGUGACGGCAUUUCCUUUUCUGGCAUACAACAGCCUGCUUCUUGCUCCAUUCCGCCACCUGCAGGUCUGUCUGGAAGUUUGGCCCUCUCAGCAGCACAAACUGCUCUACACCACUGGCAUGCUACUGUUCCAAUACUGUUGCCCCCUGCUUCUCAUUCUACUCUGCUACUUGCGCAUCUUCCUGCGACUGCGACGCAGGCAACGCAUGCUGGAGCGCCAGUGCAGCCGCAAUCGCUGUGACGAACAAAGGCGUGUUAUGCACAGCAAACGUGUAAACAUCAUGCUUGUCUCCCUGGUGGCUGCUUUUGCUGUGUGCUGGCUGCCGUUAAACGCCUUCAACGCGGUGGCCGACUGGCAUCAGGAUGCACUUCCUGUGUGCCAUCACAACCUGCUGUUUUCACUCUGCCACAUACUGGCCAUGAGCUCCACCUGCAUCAACCCCAUCGUCUAUGGUUUUCUCAACAGCAACUUCCGGAAGGACGUAGCCUCGGUGGUGCUGCACUGCCAUUGCCAACCCCACGAGGACAGCUAUGAACACUUUCCGAUGUCUACGAUAAACACAGAUGUCUCACGGACAUCUCUUAGACUAAGCUAUAGAAAUAAUUCUGCGUAAGAGGGUUGAUGUUGAUGUAUCGAAUGAACACUGAACAGUUGUAAAUAUGUUUUGUUGGUGAUGCUGCUUGAAACAUGUGCUUUAAAGGAACAGUUCAAUCAAACAUGAAAAUUCUGUCAUUGUUUACUUACCCUCAAGUUGUUCCAAAUCUGUGUCAAUUAAUUUGUUCUGAUGAACACAGGGAACGAUAUUUGGAAGAAUGCUUGUAACCAAACAGUUCUUGGCCACCACUGACCACCAUAGUAGUUAAAAUGACAAUGGUAGUCAAAAGUGCCCCAGAACUAUUUGCUUUCCUACAUUCUUCAAAAUAUCUUCUUAUGUGUUCAACAUAACCUAUAUUUAUACACAUAUAUAUAAACAGAUGGCAUAUACUGUACAUGUUUGGAAAUAGUUGAGGGUGAGUGAAUGAUGACAGAAUUUUUGGGGUGAAUUGUCCCUUUAAGACAGAUGCCAGCCCAACACACUCUUGUUCAUGGAUAGAACGAAUACAUGGAGUCGAAUAAUACACAGUGAUAAUGAAUCUUUUAGAGUUGACGGCAAAACUAUUUUAGAAAGCAGAAUAGAAAUCUGUUUUCUUUUCUGAUGCAGUUUUUUCAGUCAUAUACAAUGAGAAGUUGAGAACUACAACAGAUGAAUUAAUGGAAAGGAAACACAUUGAAUGUGAAUUCAAGUUUGGAGGUACUGACUGUGUACAAAAUUUACAAACGCCUUUGAAACUGCAGCUAGCGAGUCAUACCGCUAACCCUAAUGCAAGCUAAAAUCUAAAUCAGCUUAUAUUGUCAAUCUGUAAAAGAAAAACGGCCAUAAUAUCAUGUUUUGAGCACUUCAUUCUGAUGUGACUCGUUGUUCUAUGACAAAGGAGAACAUUGAAGGAUUUGGAACAAGAUAAAUAAAUUUCUAAUACUUUUCUAAAACUAAUAUCGUUUCAAAUUUGUUGUUGGGCCAUAUAACUCAUUGGACUGUCACAAGACACCAUGACUGAUGAGAGUAAUACUGUUGUAUGAUACGGAAAUAGGUUCUGGUACAAUGCAUCAAUUUAUUUUGACAUGUUUUCCCAAUGUUAGGACCAACUGCACUUCAAUAUGACAUUCACAUUACAAAGUGUUAAGAAACAUUUUUUAGACAGAAUAUUGAAAAUUACUCUUUUUUUGUUUUAGAUGAUUGCGGUUUUGAUGCUCAUAAUGCCAUUUAAUAAACAUCACUGCUGUAUGUGUAAACACAACAACAAUAUUAUCUUAAUGCAGUCAAGGCAAUGCAUUUUAUUGUUGAAACCUCUUAUAAUGGAUAUAAUGCUUGAAUUGAAUAACUGUCCAUGUGUCAUGUAUUAAAUAUUGAUUGGU
This is a messenger RNA of Triplophysa dalaica, 2459 nucleotides long. It is a transcript of the gene npy4r, whose product is annotated as neuropeptide Y receptor Y4. Gene Ontology annotation, molecular function: neuropeptide Y receptor activity; neuropeptide binding. Gene Ontology annotation, biological process: G protein-coupled receptor signaling pathway. The record is from RefSeq and is a predicted model, not a curated record. Lineage: Eukaryota; Metazoa; Chordata; Actinopteri; Cypriniformes; Nemacheilidae. The transcript has a single exon. Gene Ontology annotation, cellular component: plasma membrane; neuron projection. The coding region runs from base 1 to 1119 and encodes 372 amino acids.